Molecule: messenger RNA, 843 nt
Organism: Plasmodium gonderi
Lineage: Eukaryota; Apicomplexa; Aconoidasida; Haemosporida; Plasmodiidae
Product: elongation factor 1B
Exons: 1
Coding region: 1-843 (280 amino acids)
Biological process (GO): translational elongation
Cellular component (GO): cytosol
Molecular function (GO): translation elongation factor activity; guanyl-nucleotide exchange factor activity
Source: RefSeq, a predicted model, not a curated record
AUGGCGAACAAUGCAAAUUUACUAAACGUGAAAAGUGAAGGGGACUAUGGCAAGCUAAACACCUUUUUCUCAGAACACUCGUAUUAUCAAAACCAUAUGCUAAGUGCAAUGGAUUUAAAGAUUUAUAAUCAAAUAAAAUGUGUAAUAAACCAAGAUACUUAUCCUCACUUGUAUCGUUGGUAUAAACAUAUAAGUUCUCUACCAAGUUAUGUAAUAGAUCAGUUUAAGGAUCCAAGUGAAAAAGGGAAAAAAAGUCAACAAGGAAAUAAUGCUUCAGAAAAAAAAACAUCACAAGAUGAUGAUGUUGAUAAUGAUAUUGAUCUAUUCGGGGAUAGUAAUAAUAAUGAUGAUAAAAAUAUUUUGUUAGAUAAGAAGAAACAGAAAGAAGAAGAAUUGAAGAAAAAAAAACAAAAGGAAAAAGAAAAAAAUAGGUCCAUAUUAAUUAUAGAAAUUAAACCCAAAUCAAUUGACACAGACAUUGCUAAAAUACCCAAACUUGUGAAACAGAAAAUUGUUGAUGAAAAUAUUAAAUGGGGAGAAGAAGUAAAAAAAUUACCUGUAGCUUUUGGUUUAUACAAACUUCAAAUGUCUUGUAUUAUUUAUGACGAUUUUGUCAAUACGAAUGAAUUAAUAGAGAAAAUUGAAAAUGUGGACUUGGAUAAUGAGGAAGAUAAAAUAAAGAGGAAAUUAAUUCUAGGUCUUGAUGAAGAAGAAGACGGGGAUAAAGAUGAAGAGGACGAUAAUGAUGAGCAAAAUCAGACACACGUGAAUUAUGAAGAUGUCGAAGACGAUCUCGACUUUUUGGUUCAGUCCGCUGAGAUUGUUACCUUUAACAAAUUGUGA